UCCCUGCCCGGGCGACCAGGCUGGGGGCGGGGGCGUUUAAACGUGGUGCCCGCGGGCGAGAGGGCAGAGCGGAGGACAGACCUCCAACAGAUUCGUGAUUGCGGCCCCCUCCCCCCAGAUAACGGCUGAUUCAGGCAGCCGGGGAGCGUCGGGGCAACUUGACUAAACAUGGAAGUUCCAAUCAGUGCGGUGCCGUGAGGAGUGACGUCACUGCCAUGUGUCUCCCCCCAGGCGCACGGGCCCGCGGGCGCCAGUGCCGUCCAGAGCCAUGACCAGACCAGAGCAGCUCCCCCGGCCCCCCGGGCCCCCGCGCCGUUAACUCCCGGUUUGCAAGCCAUCCCGGAGGCUGUGCUCCCUUCUGGCUGACUCUGUGCCAGCCGGGGGGGGGGGGGGUGUCCCACGGGUUCCUUGAGGAUGGAGGGAGAUCCGGGGCGCUGGGCGAUGCUAACGGACCCAGCGAUGACUCUCAACCAUGUCACCCUGCGCCCGGGCCCCGUGGGCGUGCAGCCGCAGCAGCAGCGCUGGAGCGUCCCCGCGGACGGCAGGAACCUCAUGAUCCAGAGGGAGCCCAGCCAGCGAGGCCAGCGCCCCGCGGCCCCCGAGGACCCCUGCCGCCGGAGCUGGUCCUCCGACUCCACCGACUCGGUCAUCUCCUCCGAGUCCGAGAACACCUACUACCGGGUGGUGCUCAUCGGGGAGCAGGGGGUGGGCAAGUCCACGCUGGCCAACAUCUUCGCGGGCGUGCACGACAGCAUGGACAGCGACUGCGAGGUGCUGGGAGCAAUAAUGAUACAUAUACCAAAGUAUACAUGGGUGCCUCAGGGGGAGAACGAGUGGCUGCAGGACCACUGCAUGCAGGUCGGGGACGCCUACCUGAUCGUCUACUCCAUCACAGACCGAGCCAGUUUUGAGAAGGCAUCCGAGCUGCGGAUCCAGCUCCGCAGGGCCCGGCAGACAGAGGACAUUCCUAUAAUUUUGGUUGGCAACAAAAGUGACCUGGUGCGGUGCCGGGAAGUGUCUAUUUCAGAAGGGAGAGCGUGUGCGGUGGUGUUCGACUGCAAGUUCAUCGAGACCUCCGCGGCGGUCCAGCACAACGUGAAGGAGCUGUUUGAGGGCAUUGUGCGACAGGUCCGCCUCCGGAGGGACAGCAAGGAGAAGAACGAGCGGCGGCUGGCCUACCAGAAGAGGAGGGAGAGCAUCCCCAGGAAAGCCAGGCGCUUCUGGGGCAAGAUCGUGGCCAAAAACAACAAGAACAUGGCCUUCAAGCUUAAGUCCAAGUCCUGCCACGACCUCUCUGUGCUCUAGGCACCCCGAGUCACCCAGAUGUCCCCCUCGUGGACAUCGUUGAAGGCCAUUGGGACCGAUAAUCUAUAUUAGAUUGAAUCCUUAAACAUUGUGAGAUGCGGCUUCCCCUUCUGCAGCUGGGAAUGUACGUGUUGGCCUGAUGGGCCACCAAAUGCAUGGGAGAUGAAAGGUCUUUGUAAAGAGUCGCUGUUUAUUUACAGGAAAAGCCUGACCUUGCGACUUGAACACCCAAGACAUUAGAGGAUGUGUUCGGUGUUCACACGUGUUUCCUCUUUCCCUUGGGUAGUAGAGAAUCGAAGCCUUAAAAGAAUGCCUAGAAAAAUAACUGUUCAUUAUUAAAAAUUUCCCCAGGGUUCUGAUAUUUGAAUUUGAGGCCACUGGGUCAUAAACAAAUAGAAGAGCGUUUAUUCCAGGGAGGAAGUUCCUUAUAUUUGUGGAGCUAGGACUGUGGAAUCGAGCUCAUCGUGACUGUUAUUGCUCCCUCACGCUGUGAAAAGAAAUGAUGGACCUGCUGGAGACUAAACCUUGCAAAUGGUUUUUGCUCAGUGCUCACAGUUGGGGAUCCAAAAAUUUGUAGACUUGAGGACUGAUACAUGUACCACUAUGGGUUUCAAAAAUUAUAUCUUCACUUCUGUGUCUUAUAAUUUUUUAUUCAGGGCAAUUUAUUUUAAUCAAAUUAACUUAGUCAAACCAUCUUUUGUGUUUCAUUAUUUUUACAGUCACAGGGCCAUCAUAAAAAUAUUUUUAAAAUCUGAAUUAUUGAUAAUCUGGAGUGCAAAGUGCCACAUUUUUAAGUGUAAUCAAAGGCCUGAAUUUUUAUGACAUAAAACAUAAAUACUUCCAGUACUUUGAGUUGACUCUUGUAUCCCACAGCUCUGCUCUAUUUAUUAUUUUGCAAAAUAAUAACCAUUUUAACAUUUGAUAAAGCAUAUUUAUGACAUGUUUCUUAAUAAGAAAAAUGUCCAUUUUGUUAUCAUUUUAUAUCUUUUUUAGAAUAUGCAAGUAUUUACCUAUAUAUCUUAUAAUAAAAGAAAUAAAAUCUUUG
Molecule: messenger RNA, 2350 nt
Organism: Myotis brandtii (Brandt's bat)
Lineage: Eukaryota; Metazoa; Chordata; Mammalia; Chiroptera; Vespertilionidae
Gene: GEM
Product: GTP binding protein overexpressed in skeletal muscle
Exons: 5
Coding region: 415-1305 (296 amino acids)
Biological process (GO): negative regulation of high voltage-gated calcium channel activity
Cellular component (GO): plasma membrane
Molecular function (GO): GTP binding; calcium channel regulator activity; GTPase activity
Source: RefSeq, a predicted model, not a curated record